AUGAUUAAACAAAUUGAAAGUGAACAAGAAUAUAAUCAACAUAAACAAGAUCAUGCUCAGGUGCAUAGUUAUGUAACUCUUUAUGUAAAACAUGUGCCCAUCAGUAGAAUUGAACCUGCUCAUCUAUUAUUUGUAACGGGUCUUUUAGCACAUGAACAGUGUUUAUCAGUAUUAAAUAUUGUCUUAAAUCGUACAAAUGAUAGUGAAAUAAUUGUUAAUUCAAAAGAACGUCUUAUAUUUCAUUUUGAAAGAGUUUUUCGGCCACGACAAACUCUUGUUGCAAUAUGUAUUGAUCCAAUAACAUAUCCACCUGCAUCGGUUUUUGCAUUUAAACAAUUUCCUGAUGGUCGUCAACAAUUACUAGCAACUGGUUCUCUUCUUUCAGUUAAUUCUGACGAUGUUAAUUGGUUUAAACCAAUUGAAUUACAUACACAAGAUGGGGCCGACGAGGACAUAUUAAAGAAUCACUUGUACACAUGGUCAGAUGAAAUGUCUAUUUGGUGGAAUUUUUAA
Messenger RNA from Rotaria sp. Silwood1, 513 nucleotides. The record is from the annotation of a GenBank genome assembly. Lineage: Eukaryota; Metazoa; Rotifera; Eurotatoria; Philodinida; Philodinidae.